Molecule: messenger RNA, 2383 nt
Organism: Artibeus jamaicensis (Jamaican fruit-eating bat)
Lineage: Eukaryota; Metazoa; Chordata; Mammalia; Chiroptera; Phyllostomidae
Gene: TRIB3
Product: tribbles pseudokinase 3
Exons: 5
Coding region: 487-1560 (357 amino acids)
Biological process (GO): positive regulation of proteasomal ubiquitin-dependent protein catabolic process; protein phosphorylation; regulation of MAP kinase activity
Cellular component (GO): nucleus
Molecular function (GO): ATP binding; mitogen-activated protein kinase kinase binding; protein kinase activity
Source: RefSeq, a predicted model, not a curated record
GGGGCGGGCGGGCCGCUGCAGGUUAGACACACAUACUUUUAGCAAAACAGCCUUGGGCCUAGUGGAUCGGCCGGGUCCCGGGGAAUGCGGCCCCACCGAGCUUGGGGUCGCCCGAGUGUGGCCGGCUCCCACUGGGGCGAGGCUGAGCCCCCAGGUGUGGCAGCUGUGUCUCGGGGGCGGAGAAGGUCGAACACUGAGGUGUCUGAGUGUCGCCCCGAGAAAGGUGUGCGGUUGUGUGUUUUGGGGUGCCAGGGAUGAGAGGCGGCCUCCAUCCUACAGUGGCGCUCCCUCGGUGUGCCUGCCAAACCCCUGUCCAGUGGGCCGGGGUACCCCAGGCCCCACCAGGCUCGGCACGGAUAGGGCCAGGCAACCUGACAGCCGGGCUUGCUGAUGCAACCCCGGAAGAACCUCUCCAGGGUGUCUCUGCUUCACUGGGCACAAAGCGUCUACGCAGCCUGGGAUCAUCUUGCUUGACUGAGAAACUUGAUGCGAGCCUCCCCUCUGGCAGCUCCUAUGAGUGCUCCCUCCAGGAAGAAGCAGUUAAAGUUGGACGAUGACCUAGACACUGAGUGUCCCACCCGGAAACAAGCUCAAAGUGGACCCCGGCCCAAGCUGCCCCCCUGCCCACUGCCGCUGAGACCACCUCCUGCUGCGAGCCGUGCCCCUGCUGUGGCCACUGCCUCCCGGAUUGGGCCUUAUGUCCUCCAGGGGCCUGAGGAGGGCGGCCGGGUCUACCGGGCCCUGCACUGCCCCACGGCCACCGAAUACACCUGCCAGGUGUACCCGGUCGGCGAAGCCCUGGUGGUGCUGGAGCCCUACUCGCGGCUGCCCCCGCACAGGCACGUGGCGCAGCCGGCGGAGGUGCUGGCGGACGCACACCACCUUUACACCUUUUUCCCGCGGCGCCAUGGGGACCUGCACAGCCUGGUGCGCCGCGGCCGCCUGCCCGAGGCCCAGGCCGCUGGCCUCUUCCGCCAGAUGGCCGCAGCCGUGGCCCACUGUCACCAGCACGGUCUAGUCCUGCGAGACCUCAAGCUGCGUCGCUUUGUCUUCACUGACCGUGAGAGGACGAAGCUUGUGCUGGAGAACCUGGAGGACGCCUGUGUGCUGACCGGGCCAGACGACUCCCUGUGGGACAAGCAGGCAUGCCCGGCCUACGUGGGUCCCGAGAUCCUCAGCUCGCGGGCAUCGUACUCAGGCAAGGCGGCGGAUGUCUGGAGCCUGGGCGUGGCGCUCUUCACCAUGCUGGCUGGCCACUACCCCUUCCAGGACUCAGAGCCUGUGCUGCUCUUCAGCAAGAUCCGUCGGGGGACCUACGCCCUGCCUCAGGGCCUCUCGGCCCGGGCCCGCUGCCUGGUCCACUGCCUCCUUCGACGGGAGCCAGCUGAGAGGCUCACAGCCUGGGGCAUCCUGCUGCACCCCUGGCUGCAAGAGAACCCAACCCCCUCAGUCCCGAGCCAAGCCCACCGCUGGGAGGCUGACCAGGUGGUCCCUGAAGGGCGAGGGCUGGAGGAAGGGGAGGAGGAGGAGGGAGAAAGGGAAGUGGGCCUGUAUGGCUAGGGCCACCCUGCCGGCCUCUCAGCUGUGGGCUGAGUUCGGGGCGUCCCCAAGCUCUCUCCUACCUCUUCGAACUGAGACACAACCAAAGUGCCUUCUAAGAGGGAGAAAAGAGGUGUGUGUGGAAUGUGCUGUAUGCACACACAUGCGGUUUACACACCUGUGCACACGGGCUCAUGCACUUGACAGGUCUGUCUUGGGAGCGCUGUUGUAGGUGCUGGAGAACACAGCUGUGACCAGAGACAAACCCCCGCUCAUGGAGCUGACAGUACUUUUCCAUACCCACAGGCCAUUGUCUUGUGUUGACUGGGAACACUUAGUGCAGGUGACGACACCCAUUCGUGCUGGCACCGGCGCCUCUGUCACGAGACAGGUCUUCUCACAAACAACUCAGCUGCCUUUGUGCCUUGUACCUUUCAGAGGAAGGGAAGCAUUGUGUGCCAAAGGCUCCAGGCCUCCCCCUUGUGACUUAGAGCUCCGGAGCCCCGGCCAUGCUAGGAAUUCUGUGCCAGCAGCUGGUCACAGGAGCCUCUGUCCAGGCCUGAGCCAAGGAUUUGGGCUGGAAGAUCGAGAGUGCGGAUUGUGAGGCGGGUCCUCAUCUGACUCGAGGAGUGGUUUGGAACGAGGGUCCAGGCCUGUCUGCUGCAGCAGCCCCUGACCUGAGCAGGGGGACAGGUUUAGGUGGCGUCUGCCUCCUAGCCCUCUGGAAAGUGCUAAACCCAGUUCUGGGGACACUUGGGGUCCAGGACCCCACAUUAGUACUAUAGGUUUUGUAUACCAUGAGGAUAUAUUUUUACUUUGUGCCUAAUAAAGGAGUUACGAAAUA